UAUUUCUCUUCUCUCUGCCCCUUUUAAAUCCUCUCCCUCCCUCUCUCUCUCUCAUUCUACACAGCAGCAGCAGGAGAAGGAAAUGGGAAAUCUCGCUCUUCUUCUCCUUCUCGUUCUCAUCUCUCCUUUCUCGUCUUCCGCAUCGUCUCUCUCCGACGACAUCCUCCUCCCUCUGAACGCCAAUUUCCCGUCCGUACAGGCAGAGAAGCUGAUCCGGGAGCUCAAUCUAGUCCCCAGGGACGCCCGCCCCGCCGCAGCCGGCGGUCCGAGUGCACCCGACUCCGCUGACGGGCCGCGGAUCGUCGAGAAACGGUUCAGGUUUCCUGAUCUAGCUGCCUCAUCCGGCAUCUCCGUUGAUGACCUGGGCCAUCAUGCCGGAUACUAUCGCCUCCCGCAUUCUUAUGAUGCUAGGAUGUUCUACUUUUUCUUCGAAUCGAGGAGCAGCAAGAAUGAUCCUGUCGUUAUUUGGCUGACAGGAGGGCCAGGAUGUAGCAGUGAAUUGGCAGUUUUCUACGAAAAUGGACCUUUCACUAUAGCGAACAACAUGUCUCUCUUGUGGAAUGACUACGGAUGGGAUAAGGCAUCAAACCUUCUGUACGUCGACCAGCCCACCGGAACUGGUUUUAGUUAUAGUUCUGAUAAACGUGACUUCCGUCACAAUGAAAAGGGUGUUAGCGAUGAUCUAUAUGACUUCUUGCAGGCAUUUUUCACUGAGCAUCCGCAGUUUGCAAAGAAUGACUUCUACAUAACUGGGGAAUCAUAUGCUGGACACUACAUUCCUGCUUUUGCUAGCCGGGUUCACCAAGGAAACAAAGCUAAAGAGGGUAUUCAUAUAAAUUUGAAGGGCUUUGCCAUUGGUAAUGGACUUACAGAUCCUGCAAUCCAGUACAGAGCAUACACAGAUUAUGCAUUGGAGAUGGGAAUAAUUAAAGAAUCUGACUACAAAAGAAUUAACAAGAUUUAUCCCGCAUGCGAACUGGCAAUAAAGCUUUGUGGCACCACUGGUACAGCAGCUUGCAUGGCUUCAUAUUAUGUUUGCAGCACAAUAUUCAAUUCAAUCAUUUCAAUUGCUGGGAAAGUAAAUUACUAUGACAUCAGAAAGGAGUGUGAGGGGAGCCUCUGCUAUGAUUUUUCAAACAUGGAGAAAUUCUUGAAUCAGAAGACAGUUAGAGAUUCACUUGCAGUUGGGGACAUAGAAUUCGUCUCCUGUAGCCCUACUGUGUACCAGGCUAUGCUUACAGACUGGAUGAGGAAUUUGGAAGUGGGUAUCCCUGCACUUAUUGAGGACGGCAUCAAGCUACUUAUAUAUGCUGGGGAAUAUGAUCUCAUUUGCAACUGGCUCGGGAACUCAAGGUGGGUUCAUUCCAUGGAAUGGUCUGGUAAGCAAGCAUUCGGAGCAUCGCCACUUGUACCCUUUGUGGUUGAUGGUGCAGAAACCGGACAGUUGAAAGCUCAUGGGCCUGUUAGCUUCCUGAAGGUCCACAAUGCGGGCCACAUGGUUCCAAUGGAUCAGCCCAAGGCUGCAUUAGAGAUGUUGAAGAGGUGGACUCAAGGGAAGCUUUCUGAAGCUUCUCCACAAUCAAUCGACAUGGUUGCUGACAUCUGAAAGCCAUGUUAGGCAGAUUUCUUCAUAUGAUUUCAUGAGAUGAAUAUAUAGAAGUGCGGACAUUACUGUUGUCAAUACCCAUUGAUGCAUGUAAAUAUUUUCACUUGGAUCUUUUAAAUUUCUGUAAAAGGUUUGAUCUGCCUAUUUGAUACAUGUGAAGAUAGACUUGUGGUA
This is a messenger RNA of Magnolia sinica, 1780 nucleotides long. Its product is annotated as serine carboxypeptidase-like. The record is from RefSeq and is a predicted model, not a curated record. Bases 83 to 1606 code for a protein of 507 amino acids. Gene Ontology annotation, cellular component: vacuole. Gene Ontology annotation, biological process: proteolysis. Gene Ontology annotation, molecular function: serine-type carboxypeptidase activity. Lineage: Eukaryota; Viridiplantae; Streptophyta; Magnoliopsida; Magnoliales; Magnoliaceae. The transcript is spliced from 9 exons.